This is a messenger RNA of Glossina fuscipes, 2442 nucleotides long. RefSeq names its product putative mediator of RNA polymerase II transcription subunit 26. The transcript has 8 exons. Bases 337 to 2442 code for a protein of 701 amino acids. NCBI's taxonomy places the organism in Eukaryota, Metazoa, Arthropoda, Insecta, Diptera, Glossinidae. The record is from RefSeq and is a predicted model, not a curated record.
AAAAAGAAAAAAAAAAAACAAUAAAUAUAUUUAAAUAAUUUAAAAAUGAGUCAAAACAAUCUGUUACACUGACUUAACACAGAAAAGCAGUUAAAUUUUUAAAGGAAACGCAACAGUUAUAUAAGUACGGGUUCCUUCGUGAUUGAAAGAACAGUUGCAAGAUAUCAUAAAUAAAAGCGAAAGCAGUUUCCAAAAAUGAAGCAAUCGAGCGAAAAAUCUGUCCAUCUAAAUAAUGUUAUAUAAAGCAAGCAGCCGUCGUUACGAAACAUAAAAACAUAAGAGCAACGAUAACCGCAGCAACAUUGAGAGCAAACUACAAAAAGAAAAAUCGAUGAAAUGCCUUCAAGACGAAUGGGUGGUGGGGGCAGUGGUGGGACCACACGUCGCAAACAUUCGUUAGGAAAUUUACGGCGAGCUCAUCCAGCCUCAGGAGCUACAUGGAACGUGCAAGUUGUACGCGGCAAAAUGUCAUCAAAAUGUCUAUGGCAUGCUUGUCGUGCAUUGGUUUUAGGUUUAACGCUAUUGCUGUUGGGCGCCGGCAUGGCCACUAUAGGUUAUUAUGCUGACUAUCUAUCAAUGGGCUCAGAGCUACGUGGUAAUGCUACGGUGCGUGUGAAAAACGACCUUAAAGGUUUUCACUUAAAUAAUUUUUCAUACGUCGGCCCGAUUGUAAUGGGUUUUGGUGGUUUUAUUGUUGUUGCAUCUUGUGUUAUGACUUUUGAAGCGAGAGAUUCAGCAGCUAAAGUAGUGCCAGCUCGUUUAAGGGCCGUCGGUAACAGUAAAACUACUGUGCGCAGUAAUCAAAGCAGUGCCGCCUCACAGCGAAGAGCAGCAGGAAUACAGUUGCAAGCUAGUCGCUGGGAUCAACAUUUCGGAGUGUUUCGUUCGUCGCCCGCGACGGAAAUUCCACAACCAACGCCAGCACCCCUCGAUCGCGAAGCCUUAACUGCAGAACUUAUCAAAUUUUCCAAAUCCCUAAGUGCAUCUGCUCGCUUUUCACCGCAACUGCGACGGCUUACCUUAACUGGCUCUGUGCCAAAUCUCUCCACUCAUGCCAAUCAUCCUCUCGCCUAUUCCACUAAUAUAUCACAUUUGCUUUCGCCGAAACACAAAUCCCUGCUAUUGAUGGAACACAAACGUUUUCGCCACUCGCACCAUCGUCACCAUCAUCAUCAUCAUCAACAUCACAACCACCAUUACAACAAUAACCAUCAAAAUCGUCCUAAAUCAAAUAAUAACAACAACAACAACAAUAGUGGUCGUCAGAUCAAAAAUCGUGGUACACGUAUUAGUAAUAGUUUAAUUCAAAGAACAACACGCGAGAGUACUGGUUCGGUGGCCUGUACUUUAUUACAACCGCCUAGUAAUAAACUUUACUGGCAUGCAGCUUCAUUUGAUGAGAGUGCACGAUCGGAUAAACAACUCGCGCGAAUGGUAGAGCGUACAAAACGUUCCGAUACAGCAAAAAGGCACGUGCUGUCACGUCAGAAGCCAAUUGAACAAGAAGAAGAUAAAAGCUCUGUUAGUCCACUAACUAAUCGCAGAAACUCUAUCAUGUCGGAUUCAUCGUAUAGCGGCCGCUGGACGGCACGUUGUACUUCAAUAGCCAGCCGAGCAUCAAGCAUUGAUUCGCGACGCAUUCAAGUCGACCUACAUAGCCCUGAAGUAAUGCCGAAGUCCAUAUUACGUUCACCGAAACGGUACAGUUCAGGACCUUCAAAUAAUUCGUCAGUGGAGAGAGAAUUCAGAAGUCAGUUAUCGGUUUGUUCUGAACCACCGGCAACCAUACGUCAACUUUCGGGUCAGUCCAGUCUCGAGCCUUGUCUACCGGAAGAAGCAAUAGAAACGAUCGAUGAAAAAACCCAAGUCAAUCUUAGCGACUCAUCUAAAUCUCCCGUAUCUCCGUCAACGCCAGAAAACACCGAGCCAUCGCCUAUUAAACCGGAUAGUAAACACUGCAAUCGUUUCGCUGCGAUUAAAAAGCCCCGACCCGAUUCAUUACCGCUAACGGGUUCAGCUACGAUUUUGAAUUGCACAAAAUCUAAACAUGAAUUCAGCGAUAAAGUGUUGCAACGGAGCAACUCAACGCGGACGUUCUAUCGACCUAAACCGCAAAUAUCGCCCAGACAUAAUGAUUCCAUAUUUUAUAUACGUUCACUGGAACAGCGUGACACUUAUGAUUGGUAUGAUUCCGAGCAAGUAAUUAACGAACGUCGCUGCACAUUACUUAAAGCAGAUAGCGAAACCGCAUUAACAGAAAGAAAGCAAAGUAGUUUUUCAAUACCUGAACGUAUCAAUGAGAACUCACACCAUACGUCCGUUGAUAUUGAAGAUGUGACACCGACAACAACAACAACAACAAUAGUAACGAAUAACGAGACAGUCUUGCAAAUUGAUAUAGACGUUCGCAACUCAACGGUCGAGGUGAGUAAAAACACUUAG